AUGAUCAAGAAGUUGACGCGAGAGUCCACCGAGCCGCUUAUACCGCACAUUCGUCCGCACACGCGCUCACGCCUCCGCAAAUACCUUUAUGCGUGUCUCAUCGCGUUGGCCGUCUUCUUCCUCUACCGAAUCAUCGAGCCGACGAAUGAGGCGACGUCGUCGUCGGCACGCGACGUCGUCAAUCAAAAACCGAUGAUGACGGCGUCGACGAGCACCGUCAAAUUGGACAUCUACAUGGAGUCGUUGUGUCCCGACACGACGCGCUUCUUCCGUCAGCAGCUGCGCAAGGCGUGGGACGUGUUGGGCGCGUCGCGAACGCGUCUCGAUUUGACGAUCGUGCCGUUCGGCAAAGCGCGCUGCGUCGAGACGUCCGCCGACUUCCAGUGUGAAUGUCAGCACGGCGCGCUCGAAUGCGACAUCAAUCAGCUGAUGAACUGUGUGAUCGAUCGCAUCGGAUUCCCCGACAAAUACAUCGCGCCGAUUCUGUGUAUGCAGGGCAAGCACUCGAUUGAUGAAGCCCUCAAAUGCGUCGAGCAGUAUUUGCCCGUCGAGGCCAAUCGAAUGCGCGAAUGCGCGACGGGACCACGCGGCCGACGCCUCCUCGCGUUGUCGGGCCAAAAAACCGCGGGUCUCGAGCCGCCGAUCGACUUCAUCCCGUGGAUUGUCAUCGACGGCCGCCGAAACUCGGACGCGCUCUACGAUUUGAGCCAGAAUUUGUGCGAAUCGAUGAAGCCGAUGCCGUCGGAAUGCCAACAAUACAUGGCGACGAUUCGAAAUAAUUAG
This is a messenger RNA of Caenorhabditis bovis, 783 nucleotides long. The record is from the annotation of a GenBank genome assembly. NCBI's taxonomy places the organism in Eukaryota, Metazoa, Nematoda, Chromadorea, Rhabditida, Rhabditidae.